CAGGGCCGGGCAGCCUGAACGGCCAGCUGCCGGGACAGCGCACCCAGCCAGCCCACGCCUGAUCUUCUUGUCUCCUUCAGAACGCCAUGGGGCUCAGCGACGCAGAGUGGCAGUUGGUUCUGAAUGUCUGGGGGAAGGUGGAGGCUGACCUUGCUGGCCACGGGCAGGAAGUCCUCAUCAGGCUCUUCCAUACUCACCCUGAGACCCUGGAGAAAUUCGACAAGUUCAAACACCUGAAGUCGGAGGACGAGAUGAAGGCGUCCGAGGACCUGAAGAAGCACGGGAACACGGUGCUCACCGCGCUCGGGGCCAUCCUCAAGAAGAAGGGGCACCACGAGGCGGAGAUCAAGCCCCUGGCCCAGUCGCACGCCACCAAGCACAAGAUCCCCGUCAAGUACCUGGAG
Molecule: messenger RNA, 404 nt
Organism: Oryctolagus cuniculus (rabbit)
Lineage: Eukaryota; Metazoa; Chordata; Mammalia; Lagomorpha; Leporidae
Source: RefSeq, a predicted model, not a curated record